Molecule: messenger RNA, 582 nt
Organism: Penicillium manginii
Lineage: Eukaryota; Fungi; Ascomycota; Eurotiomycetes; Eurotiales; Aspergillaceae
Exons: 2
Biological process (GO): protein phosphorylation
Molecular function (GO): ATP binding; protein kinase activity
Source: RefSeq, a predicted model, not a curated record
ACGGAUCAUCCGGAACACCUGAAAGAGAGGCCUGAUUCUAGCAAGGUCUCCGAGCCCCGGCCUCAGAAACGACCUAGGCCUUGGCUUAGCCUACCAGUCAAAGACUACGUGUGCCCCAAAAAGGCACAGACACCGUUUUGCCUAAAUACAUCUCCCUGGAUCAAAUACCAGAAGUUUAUGGCCGAAAACAUUGCUGGAAAGACCUGUAUUGCACAUCAGUCCGAUAGUCCCAGAAACAUCGUCGCGAUCAAACAAUACAGAUCUAGUGGCAUUGAUAAAACGGGAAACCUUCUUCCCACAAGUCACCCCAACCUUGUCAAUCUUGUUAACUCAUUCUGUGAGUCUACGGUUGUCUAUUUAGUCUAUGAACUUAUGGAAGUGUCACUGGAGCAGCUUCACUCUGGGAUGACGUUAAAAGAGGCUGAUGUCGCAUUUGUUUGUAAAGAGACUCUGCACGGUCUUUGGUAUAUUCAUCGAGACCUUUCAAUCUGCCAUACAAGGCUUGACUGUAGUAAUAUUUUUCUUUCAGCAGACGGAAGAGUCAAGAUUGGUGAGUGCCUGAAUAGAUAUCUCUCUGUUUAG